Molecule: messenger RNA, 2053 nt
Organism: Psammomys obesus (fat sand rat)
Lineage: Eukaryota; Metazoa; Chordata; Mammalia; Rodentia; Muridae
Gene: Slc46a1
Product: solute carrier family 46 member 1
Exons: 5
Coding region: 174-1553 (459 amino acids)
Biological process (GO): transmembrane transport
Cellular component (GO): plasma membrane
Molecular function (GO): transmembrane transporter activity
Source: RefSeq, a predicted model, not a curated record
CACCCCGCAGGGAUUCUAACCUGACUACACCCAGCCCAGAGAGCAUCAGACUGAAGUUUUGAGACUGAGGUCUCUUGCCCCGCCCCUCCAGACUUUAACAGGGAGAGCGGGAGGACCACGCAGGCGCAGAGAGCGCGCACUGGCCCGGGCCUCCAGCCCCUCCGCUUUGGCGCAUGGAGGGGCGCGUGAGCCCCGUGGGCUCGUCCCGCAACCUCCCAGCCGCGGCUGUGCUGUUCCGCGGCCCGGUGGAGCCCGUCGUCUUCCUGGCCAACUUUGCCCUGGUGCUGCAGGGCCCGCUCACCACACAGUACCUGUGGCACCGCUUCAGCACUGAGCUCGGCUACAAUGGCACCCGCCACCGGGGGAACUGCGGGAACCAAAGCGCGGACCCCGUCAUGAAGGAAGUGGAGACCCUGACUUCCCACUGGACCCUCUACUCGAACGUGGGAGGCUUCCUGGUGGGACUCUUCUGGUCCACCCUGCUGGGAGCGUGGAGUGACCGUGUGGGUCGCCGCCCACUGCUGGUGCUGGCCUCGCUUGGUCUGCUGCUCCAGGCCGUGGUGUCCAUCUUUGUCGUGCAGCUGCAGCUGCACGUCGGCUUCUUCGUGCUUGGCCGAGUCCUUUGUGCCCUUCUGGGAGACUUCAAUGGCCUCCUUGCCGCUAGCUUUGCCUCUGUGGCGGAUGUUAGCUCCAACCACAGUCGCACAUUCCGCAUGGCUCUGCUGGAAGCAUGCAUUGGUGUGGCGGGGACCCUGGCAAGCCUUCUCGGGGGUCACUGGCUCCGGGCCCAGGGAUAUGCCAACCCCUUCUGGCUGGCUUUGGCCCUACUGAUCGUUAUGACUCUAUACGCAGCAUUCUGUUUUGGCGAGACAGUGAAGGAGCCAAAGUCCACCCGGCUUUUCACGCUCCGCCAUCACCGAUCCAUCGUCCGGCUGUAUGUGGUCCCAGGCCCAGAGAAGUCCAGGAAGCAUCUAGCCCUGUACUCAUUGGCCAUCUUCGUAGUGGUCACCGUGCACUUUGGAGCCCAAGACAUCCUGACACUCUAUGAGCUGAGCACGCCCCUCUGCUGGGACUCCAGUCUGAUUGGCUAUGGAUCUGCGGCCCAGCACUUACCCUACCUCACCAGCCUCCUGGGUCUAAGAGUUCUGCAGUACUGCCUGGCUGACACCUGGGUGGCUGAGAUUGGCCUGGCCUUCAACAUCCUGGGAAUGGUGGUCUUUGCGUUUGCCACCAUCACCCCCCUCAUGUUCACAGGGUAUGGCUUGCUCUUCCUGUCAUUGGUCACCACACCUGUCAUCCGGGCCAAGCUCUCCAAGCUGGUGAGCGAGUCGGAGCAGGGUGCUCUCUUUUCUGCUGUGGCUUGUGUGAAUAGCUUAGCCAUGUUGAUGGCCUCUGGCAUCUUCAACUCGCUCUACCCAGCCACUCUGAACUUCAUGAAGGGCUUCCCCUUCCUCCUGGGAGCCGGCCUCCUCUUCAUCCCGGCCAUUCUGAUCGGAGUGCUGGAGAAGGCUAACCCACGCCCUGAAUUCCAGCAGUUUCCUCAGAGCUCCUGAUCCGUCAGAGGCCACGAGGAGCAUGGACCGUCACCGACUGCAUGCACCGGCCCAAUGCACUAGCCACUCCUGUGAGUCCAGUACUCAUGGAAAGGGUGGUCAGGCCAGUUGGACACCACCUGUUCUCCCACUGAGCCAGUGUCUGCUGGAUCUGGAAUCUAACUGGAACAGGCCCACUCAGGGCAGGUUGCAGGGAGCCAUUUGAGGCAAGGGUUUCUUCGCCCUUUAUGCUGUUCAUCAGAACCUUCCGGAGUGAAGGGGACGGCACUUCAGGGACCAAGUGAUGCAUGAGACCAGCCUCUCCUUCCAGCCUGUGGUACCACACCCCUGAAAUGUACAGUGACCUCCAGUCACCCCUUAAUGAAAACCAUGGUUCCUGGAGGGAGCUUUUGCUACAGAGGGAGAAGCGCUGUCUGUGGUUUGGAAUCAGCCCCUGACCACAGCCUGUCCACCCUUGACCUCAGCCAUGCCAGUUGUUGAAGUAAAUUGUUUGAAUCAGA